GAGACGGCGUAAAUUCUGGCGAAGGUUUAUGACUUUCAGACGUGCGCAAAUGGAUGAUGAUUGCAAAUCUUUAUAAAAUUCAUUUAAGAUCAGUUACACACAAAAUUAAUUUAAAAAAAAAAAUGAAAGUUGAUGCCGAGCAAAUUUUUCAGCGGUGAUUGAGGAGACGAAGACGCUCAAGGUAAAGCAGUGGCAGAAAGUGUCGCUAAUUUAGAAAUUGCACAAUAAUGGUGGGGCUGCCGCCUCAAUCAACAUGAAGAUUGAUAAGAAAAUGGUUAUCGGUGAUGAAGUUAACGAUGGAAUGGCUAUCGGCGAUGAAAUUAACGAUGGAGUGGCUAUCGGCGAUGAAAUUAACGAUGGAGUGGCUAUCGGCGAUCGAGGUAAAGAUUUUUUCAAAGUUCGUUUAGAUUUAGGAGCGUCAAAUGGAACUGAGGGAGAUGUUAAUAACCUCUCAGGCCUACGAAAUCGGACCUCAAGUUUGAGCAAUAUCGGCGAGGGCCCCGCAUCAAAUGAUGAAGGUUUCGCUGAACGCAAGCCAGAAAACUCAAUGGCCAUUGCUACAACACAUAUUAGCAGUCUUGUGGAGGGGCACACGGCUGAUUCACAGAUGGACACAUUGUCUGCCACAAAUUUGGGUUACCAGGAAGAACAGUUUAACAUAAAAGUAACACAGAACAGCUCCAAGUUUGGGAACCCAUUUAAAGGCAACGCGUCUGAUAAACGCAACAUUACGGGCACAAAGCAACACGUCACCCCAAAUCUUGACCACCACGGACAUGUCACGAGUCGAAGUAAAGCCGUGAGCUCCUGCCAGUCUCUGGUCGCACGUGUGUUCUCCUGGAGGUCCAUGAUGCUGCUAAUGCUUCACCUGUCGUUCGUGAUAAACACCAUCCCCAAGAACACGGCCCCCAUGGCCAUAGUGUGUAUGGUCAGACCCCGAUCUGGUGAGAUGUCUAGAGGAGGGUCAACGAACGCCACGAGGAGCGGAGUAACUGACGGUGUGCUGGGCUCGCAACUGGAAGUGGACAGUGGUGAUGUGGUGAUGAAUACGACGACUGAGAAGGUGAGUUGGGACACGCACACUAUUAAGUUGGUUCGAAAUGGGAAAUUGUGGUUUAACCUGGUAUAGCGUAUGGGUUGGUCUAUUUUUCACGUUAAUCAUAAUGUAUAGUUAUUUUUAUCCAACACACUUGUCUCCCACUGUUGUAUGGCAAUGAUUUUGACGUCGUGGAGUACAUGUGCCGCGUCAUCCCUUACUCACUCAUUCCUUCGUUGGGAAAAAAAGUUCGUUUACGUUCAAAUGAGUACAAUCUGUUCACAAGAAUUCCGUUAGGGGAAGUGAUCUCUAGCAUUUCACCAUUAGAGCGUUCGAAUUUAAUGCCAAUAUGAAGCCCACCAGGUGCCAUAACAGAUAGACAGAGCGAAACAGAUGGAAAGAGCGAACGAGAGAAUUUUCCCAUACGAACCAUUAUAUAAUUGUGUGCGUGUAAAUUAAUAUGCAUUUUGAGUAGCGCACCGUCUCUACUUGCUGUAAGUUGAUACAGGUUAUUGCUUCUAUACUCAAAUUUUGUAUUUGUAUAGAAAUGUAUUUGUAUAGCUAUAAAAACAUAUCAUUAGUAUCACUAGCGUUGGUAUCAUUUUCUUUGCAUGCCGUUUUCUCAGUCCUUUGUUGCGUAUUGCUUCUUCUAACAGCCAAGCAUUAACACAUAACAAAUGUUCCAAAACUUAACGGUGCGUAACAGUGGAAUGUAGAGUAUAACCAUGGGUUUGGCGGUAAAAUGUGGCUGCUUGAGCUAGGCGAUUUAUUAGUAAACUGACACGAUGCCAUCAUGUCAAGAGUCUGCUGCCAUUAUUCACUGCUGCCAUUAUUCAUGAUGUCAUUAUUCAGUGAUGUCAUCAUUCACUGAUGUCAUUAUUCGGGCAAUGUUUUCCCCAUGUAUUUUUUUUUGUGUUUUUUUUUUGUUGUUUUUUUUUCAGAAUCUUAGACUGUCUUAUUUCAAACUGUACUGCACAGUUCUGGCUUGUCAAAUAUUUGACAGCAUUUCAAAUAUUCUGAUUUUUUUUUUAAAAUGUAUUUGUUGAUGCGUGUAAAAUUUGCGUGUAUGUACCGUUACAUUUUCACAAUUCUUAUGACUUUAAAUCACACAAUUUCAGUCAUCUCAUUCGAUUCACUUGAGUCAAAAUAGAGAUUAUUACAAUUCUGACAAUAUGAAAGUUGAAGAGUAAAUUUUAAAAAAAUAUAUAUUUGCUGAAUAUGUAACAGAUUGAUGAUUUCGAGUUUGACUGGGACUCCAACACCGUGGGGCUUGUCCUGUCCGCCAUCUCGUUCACGUCGUGGGUCGGCCCGCUGUUCACAGACACACUCCGCGGCUACCUCGGCAACAAGUGGACGCUCACCCUGCUGACCAUCGGCUCUGCGGUGGCGACCCUGCUAUCUCCCCUGGCUGCUCGCAUAGGACCGGCUGUUCUGGUCGGGCUCAGGGUCGUCUCGGGAGUUGCCACGGUGAGUAGUUUAAGAGACCCCAACUACGUUUGCCAACCCCACACCCCAACCCCACCCCCCAGUCGUUCAUUGUUGUUGCUGGUUUGUGGUCGACUCUUUGGGCAAUGGCCAACAUGGGGCUAGCAUUCUGUGGGGCAUCUACUUUGCUUGGAACCAUGAUGGGUGCCUAGUUUAGGCUUAAUGUGUAGUGGCGUACAAAGUAAGAAGAUAUGCUCAUGAAAUCUCUUCCAUUUAAAAUAAAGUUCUUGCUUCUUCACGCCAUUUCCCCUCUUCUCUAAUUCCCACCAUAGCUCCAAUUCCCACCAUCACUCCAGUUCCCACCAUCACUCCAACUCCCAAGUUUACUGGUAUUCCCACCAUCACUCCAAUUCCCACGUUUACUCCUAUUCCCACCAUCACUCCAAUUCACAGCAUCACUCCAAUUCCCACCAUAACUCCAAUUCCAACCAUUACUCCAAUUCCCACCAUCACUCAAAUUCCCACCAUCACCCCAAUUCCCAACAUCACUCAAAUUCCCAGCAUCACUCCAAUUCCCACCAUCAUUCCAAUUCCCACCAUCACUCCAAGAGCUACCAUCACUCCGAUUACCACCAUCACUCCAAUGCCCAUCAUCACUCCAAUUCCCACCAUCACUCCGAUUCCCACCAUCACUCCAAUUCCCACCAUCACUCCAAUUCCCACCAUCACUCCGAUUCCCACCAUCACUCCAAUCCCCACCAUCACUCCGAUCCCCACUUAUUUCAACACUCCAUUAUUACAUCCUUUAUCAACAUGUCGAUUCCCAACUAUACCACACUCAAAUUUCUACCUAUAUAAACACCCCAGCUGCCACCUCUAUCAACACCACAAUUACAACCUAUAUCAACAUUCCGAUUCUUCACAAUAUCAACACUCCAAUUUCCCAUCCAAUAUCAUAACUCCAAUUCCUACCCAUAACAACACUCCGACCGCCACCUAUAUCAACACUUCAACAGCCAUCUGUGGCAAUACCCAUAAAUGUUGUGUGUGUAUGCAUGAAGUUUGUGAUUUGAUUUGUUUCUCAAAGGAAGGGAACACGCCUAUUGUUGCUGAUACUAUUGUCUGGUGGACUCCGGUGUCUGAGAAGCUGACCGCUACAACAUUGACCUAUUGUGGUAAAUAUAUAUAUAUAUAUAUAUAUAUAUUUUAAAAUUUCCUUGUGGAGCCAAGUCCGUAUAACCCAAACCAGAGGUUCCCAAACAUUUGUUUCAAAUAAUGUGGCCCUUGGUGCAUCCAGGUUGACCAAGACACCCUAUGUCAAGUUUAACAAGAGCACUGAGAAAUAACGAAUUUGAUAAGAAAUUGUAUUUAGUACCACUGCACCCUAGUGAGGAAAUCGAAGUUCCCUACGCCGUGCAUUUUGUGAACCUCUGGUCAGCAUAAAUUUUCACAUAAUUUAUUUUUUCAAAAUUAUGUAUCACCUUGCUUAAUUUUAAAAAGAAAAUUAAUUUAAAAAAAUAAUUCAAUGACCUUUUUACUUGUACACUCAAAUUUCAAUAACAAUAAUCCUAGUGGAUCUGAUUAUUCUCAUUUUAUUUAAAAUCUUUUAUCAGUUGUUAUAGAAUUUAAUUUUUAACGGAAUACAUAUUGCUCAUCAACUUUUUUCGUCAAGACCUAAACCAACUAAAUUUAGAUCGUACUCAAACAGCUAUGCGUUAUUAAAAUGAAGCUUUUUGCUGGUUGUGGGGGGGGGGGGGGGGGGGGGGGGGUGGGAGGAAUAAAGAUGGUAGUAGAAUGGUAAACGUUUGUUUUAGUCAAGUGCUGAUAACACUGACACAGUGGAAUUUAACACAAAAAAAUAUGCCUUAAAAAUGUAUAAACAAAAGAGGAACAACAAUGCAAAAAUACAUAAAUAAAAAUACUUCUAAGCAAGCCCUUGUCAGUUUUACUUUAUUUUCUUUUUUGGUGUGGAGUCGUUUCAAUUCGUUGUAUUUGAAGACGACUCCGGUUAUAAAUGUACAACGAUGAAAGUCCAAUGCAAACUCUUAACAUGUAGGAAAUAAAUAGCACAAGUAGGGGGAACACCCUGAACCCCCCCCCCCCCCAAACAAAAAAAACAAAAAAAAAAACAAAAAACAAACAAAACAAACAAACCCACAUCGCAUCAUCAGACGUACAGACAGAACGCCUCCUUCAGCGAACUGAAACAUGUAAAUAAUAAUAUUCAUUAGAAUGAAUGAACUGAAUAUGUGAAGAGUUCGAGAGAAAUCUGUUUAACUAUUCAAUUAUUUUUUUUCGCCACAGGGUACAAUAUGGCCGGCAUCGUCUCCUUCUUCAUCGCUGGCUUUUUGUGUUCUGUUCCCAUUGACAACGGCUGGCCAUUUGUCUUCUACGUCUUCGGUAAAACUGUCCUUCUUAUAGCUUUGUUUGCGGGUUACUGGAUCUAGAGCAGAGGAGCGUUUCUCAAAGCCUGGGGUCACAAUCUGCUUCCGGGCCACGACAAGCAAAGUUAAUGGGUCGCCGGAAGAAGGAGGAAAAAAUGGUUACAGGGGCGCGAAAAAAAGGUCUUGGAAACGCUGCUGGGGAGUCGAUUUCCGGAAUGGCCUGGGAGCGGAUUUGUUUCGGAUCAGAAAAUUAUUGGAUUAUCGAACACUCCGCAGCAAUGUAGAUUUAAGGAAGUUAAUGAUAAAUAUAUAUAUAAAAAAAAAAAGAUAGUGUUGACUAUUCGUUUUCAUUUCCUCGAAAGGUGUUUAGUUAAGCAGUGCAUUAACGACAGCGCACAGUGCAUUAACAACAGCGCACAGUGCAUUAACAACAGCGUACAGUGCAUUAACAACAGCGCACAGUGCAUCAACAACAGCGCACAGUGCAUUAACGACAGCGCACAGUGCAUUAACGACAACGCACAGUGCAUUCCGGGGCAGCUGAUUAAUAUAAAAGCUGUUGUUGUUGGGGUUUUUUUUUUGCUGCGAAAAGGUUGUUUUUUUUCCAGAAAAAAUAUGGAUAUGCACUUAAUGGGACCUGCGAAGCAUUGUGCGAAAUGAGUUGGAAUUAUUUUCGGGUAGGGUGUCUUUGCCCCCACUUCCCAAAGAGUGGUGUAAGCCAACCCUCCUGCGACCCUGGACAUUAUACCUGGUCAUUUAUGUACCGUGGUCAAUUUUAGUCAAGGUAGUGCUGUUGAAUUUGGAACCUCACUGUGCAUAUUAUUAAUACAGAAAUUUACAAUCACAAAAAUUUUUUUUUUUAAAUGAUAAAAUAAAAAAAAAUGUUAAGACAUUGAUGAUUAUUGAGUAAUAAUAUGGGGUUAACGAACCACUAUCCUUUCACUAAAAGCUCAACAAUUCAGUUCUUCCUAUUAUCAAACAAAUAAAAUUACAAAGUGAAAAGUGAUAUUUUACGAAAAAAUAAAGUUUAGUACUUGGUUUGAAUUCUUAAAGUUCAUUUUCGCAGUGGCUGCGUGGUCGUAACAAUUGUCGUUUUAUACUAAGAGGGUUUAGUUCUAUCCCCUCCCCCAUUUUACGUCUCAAAAUUUCCCCAACCCAAAUACAAAAGUGUAAUAGAAAUGUUUAAUUAUUUUAUGACUUGCUAUUAUUGUUAUAAUAUAAAUUUUGGAACCAGGAGAAAUGCAAAAGGAAAAGGCACAUUUUAAAAAAAAAAAAUAUAUUUUUGUGAGGGGGGGGGGGGUUUGUUUCCCAAACUCAGACUAGCAGCAACUGCUUUCUUCCCUCCUGUGUGAACGCCUUUCUUUGCCGGCAUUUGAAAAAAAAAAUACUGCAUGCCAUGCGCAGUGCGGACGAUAAAAUAGGGCUGUUUGGAUAAUCGCCGUUUCUGAUGAUCGGCGUUCGGAAAAAUCGAUAGUAUGCUGUGCAUAUAUUUUACAAAAAUUUUCAUAAUGUUAAGUUCAAUGAAUAUUGACUUAAUUAAUUUUUUUUUUACGUUGUUAUAUCACUAAUUUCAUUUUUUUUUCCCUUUAAACAAAGUUUCUAAUGAGCUGUUUGAAAGCAAAACAACUAAAAAAUCUUUUUGGUGUUCUUCAUAUAAUUUCUAAGUCUCUGGAUAAUACGAAUCAAAGAAAUGAUUAAAGCAAAGUUAUUGACAAAUACGAAACUAAAUGCAAUUAAAAGAAAUAUAAGAACACGGUAUGCCAAACUUGAAUUCAUUUUUAUAAAAUGCAUUUAGAAGCAUCGACAGGGUAGAAUUUACUGUUGAACAGAUCUCUGCAUAGAUUUUGGAGAAAAAACAACAACAAUGACUUAGAUUUAAUCCCAGAAAUGCGCCACUGCUGACAUAAAAAAGAAACGUGUAAACUUUACUCUCACGUUUCGUCACUCCAGGGGCCAUAAUUCUACUGUGGACUCUAGCAUGGCACAUAAUGACUUCUCAGAAGCCCGAAGACCAUCCUUGGAUUUCCGACGAGGAGAAGUCUUUCAUCAUCGCCACACGUGGUUUUAGCGUUGGGGCGGAAAAGGUGGGUGAGAAUAGAUGAAGCCAUUGUGUCCUUUUGGAAGUGGUUCGCAUCACGGCCAUGACAUACAUGUCCAUGCACUCACUCACCACUCAAUAGUUUUAACAAAAAAUGCUACUUUACAUUUGGGAUAAGUACCGUGUGUGGGGGGGGGGAGCUAUUACUUUAACAAAUUGAUUGAUUGCGUUCUUUAUCCAUUUGCUCUACAAAACCAUGCCCACAAAACAACGUAUCCAGGUAAGCGUAUCAAAAUGAAAUUCACCCUCUGGCCACUUUUAAAUUAUCCAAUUAUCCAUUUUUAAUUCGUAUAAAUAACGAAAUUGCCAUCAAUUUAUCCCUUUUUUGUUUUAUUUAUUUACAAUCCAAUGGCCUUUCCAUUCCUAUCUCCACCACGCAACACGCUAGCAUGCUUUAGACAUUGUCGUAUUCCUACACCCAUGUGAGUCUCUCAGACAGGAAGCCGAGACCAGCCGCCGUACCGAGACAUAAUGACGUCGGUUCCGGUGAUCGCGCUCUUCUUCGUCACGAGCGUGCACGUGUGGAGCUUGACGAUCAUCUACACUUACAUCCCCGUGUACUUCUCGAGGCUGCUGGGCUUUACGUACGAGGAGGUAGCUAACACUGGUCGUUGGCGUUGAUUUCAUAAACACGAUUUAUUUUUUAAGAAGAUAGAUCUUUUUAUCAAAAUUUUCCUUCUUGUGUGUCCUGCUUCCUCUUCAAACCGCCCUCCCCCCCCCCAAACUCCACAUGUUUUAAAUUAAUAGAAAAGAGGCUGUCAUGAAGCGAGGUGACCUCUGAACUCUGAUAAAGAGGCUGAUUUCUUUUUCUUUAGAAAGGAUUUUUUCUUUUAAAUGUCACUGAUUUUUUUUCCUCACAAAUGUGUUCUGGGGCUGCACACACCCCUCAGAACUGGUUUCAUUGGACCCUCCUUUUUCACUUCGGGUGUCUGUGUGCCAUGCGAGUCUUUUCCGUAGCCUAGUACAGGAAGGUAUUGCCCAUUUUCGUUAUAUUGCGACUUUUGUUUCUUUACAGUCUUUAUUAUAAAAAAUGAUCGACAUUAUCUUCUCUGUCGAUUUGUUUUUGUACAAAAGUCAUCUCUAUUUCGGGAUCCGGCAACUGCCUGUUCCUAUUAGUAGGUUAUUUCUUCACAAAAAAACUUUUGAAGACGGCAAUGCACUCUCACUACGCCAUUGGGGCGGUAGAUUUUAAUAAUAAUAAUAAAGUUCAUUUCAAAAACACGCUUCAUCCCCAAAGGCUCGAAGCGCGGUACGAAGACAACAAAAUACAAAUCUAUAAUUUCCCACAUUUAAAACAAACGCAACACUACAAAAACUAAUUACAAGCAUACAAUGGCAAAGUAUUUCUAUCCAUUUCAACCCUGAGCAACACAGGCAUUAUGCAUUAACUAGAAAAUAAGGUUGACAAUCAUCCCAGAAGGUGUUUGCGAAAUAGAUGUGUCUUUAAAUCGGUUUUAAAGGACUCCAGUGUCUGGUUGUUUCUGAGAUCGACAGGAAGGGCGUUCCAAAUUGUUGGACCAGCAAAUGCGAAAGUGCGCUUUCCGUAAGUCUCAAGGCAAUCACGUGGUGUCGAGAGUUUGCCACUAUCGGAUGAGCGGAGCUCUCCAGUGGGUACAUAAGGAGUCAGCAGCUCUUUCAGAUAGGACGGCACCAGGUCAUGUAAGCAGCGGUAGCACAAAGUUGCGAUUUUGUUCUCUAUGCGAGCACGCACCGGCAGCCAGUGCAGCUCUCUCAGAAGUGUUUUUGCAUGGUCGAACUUGCGUUUGCGGAGAACAAUGCGAGCCGCAUUAUUCUGUGCUAUUUGAAUUUUAUCCAGGAGCGUAGCUGGAAGACCCACCAUAAACAAUGCGAGCCGCAUUAUUCUGUGCUAUUUGAAUUUUAUCCAGGAGCGUAGCUGGAAGACCCACCAUGAGAGCAUUGCAAUAGUCCAUGCGUGAUAGCACAAAUGCAGACAUCAGCCUCUUUGUUGCAUCAAUUGUUAGGAAGGGCCUGAUGUGACUAAUCCUGCGCAGCUCCAGAAAAAUCGCCUUGCAUAGCAUGUUAAUAUGACUUUCAAAAGUUAGUCUUCCAUCUAGGUAGACACCCAGGUACCGCACUGUUUGAGCUAACUCAAUACGCACACCUGAGAGAGUACUGGAUGUCGUGUUAUUUGCAGAUUUUUGCUUCUGAGCGGUCGCGAUGGGGAGCAGCUCAGUCUUAUCAUCAUUAAAUUUGAGCUUGUUUAUGGUCAUCCAGUGCUUAACCGACUCCAUUAUCUUCUGUGUCAUUGCAUAAUGUAGAAAAAUGAGAAGUUAACUUUUUGUUUUUUGGAAUUCUUUUUUUUUUAAAUACUCGGAUCUGGUGUAAAAAAUGCACCCGAUUAAGCCCUAGUAUAUCUAGUAUAUAGCCCUAGUAUAUCUAGUAUAUAGCCCUAGUAUAUCUAGUAUAUAAUAGCCCUAGUAUAUCUAGUAUAUAGCCCUAGUAUAUCUAGUAUAUAGCCCUAGUAUAUCUAGUAUAUAGCCCUAGUAUAUUCUACAAUAUAUAUACAUCCGUUACACAGUUGGCCUAGCAAAUUGAUUGCACCAAAUCAUUCACUGUUUUAAAUUUAAAGAAAAUGUAGAUCUUUACGUCUGUAAUCCAAAUGUCUAUUGUUUUGUAGAGAACAUGUAUUUCUCAGUGUAAUAAUUCUGCUAUUGUAAAAAAUCCCGCUAGACAGGUGUACUGGUUUCUUGUGUGUCAUUUUGUCGUCUUUUGGGAGCCAUUCUCUGGACAAUCGUCGAGAACAAGCUGAUGUCCAGACCGGGGAUGACCACUAACAAAAGCAGAAAGAUCAUUUAUACAGCAGGUAGAGGACAUUGUGUUUGAACACGGUGGUGGAUUAGUGGAGACGUUCACCGAAGCGCCGAGUCAUCAUUUAGGGGCGUCAGAAAGUUACUUGGGGCGUCAAAACACUAUCUGGGGGGGUGUUAGGACUUUCCCCGAGAGCGUUCAAACAUUUCCAAAGGGUUAGAAUACUAGACGAAGCGUUGGAAUGUUCCUUUGGGACGUUAGGAAGUUUCAAACGAAUAUAUGUGUAAGAUUUUGUGUCCGCCCUUGAAUUCUUAACAUUUAUUGCCAGCAUAAUUAAAUGUUUAAUACAUUCCUGCAUGUCUCUUCAGACAUAAUUUAGAAGUUUCCUUCGUUUUGGCUCAAAGGAAACAAUUUAUAUUUUAACACGUACAGUGCUCUGAUUUACCUCAAUAUCUAACAAGGGUGAAAGUCGUUUUAGCUUGUCGAAACAAUACACAGCAUCAUGCUAUGUGAUCUUAGCAUUUAAUUAUUUCCUUAUUUUUUUACUGAAUAUCUGUGGAUCUCACCAGGUUCAGCGAUAGCCGGAGUUUUUUUCGUGGCUGUCACCUUCGUAGCCUCUGACCUCAGGUCGCUGGCUGCGACCCUCAUGUGCGUCGCGAUGGUCUCUCAAUCUGUGUCAGCCGUCGUGAUGCCUGCUUUAGUGCUGGACAUGGCGCCAAGGUAAUGUUAACAUCCGGUCUUGAUUUGAUUAUGUUAUGAGACGUUGCAAGUUGCAACUUCCUAUUGCCAUACACAUUUACAUUUGAAGAUUGCAAGAAUACACCUUUCGGACCCUUUAAUUGAUUCGAAAAUAUUAGCUGGAUUGAUGUGCUUAUUGAUGUGCAUGGCUAUCAUAAAAUAUUAGCUGGAUUGAUGUACUUAUUGAUGUGCAUGGCUAUCAUAAAAUAUUAGCUGGAUUGAUGUACUUAUUGAUGUGCAUGGCUAUCAUAAAAUAUUAGCUGGAUUGAUGUACUUAUUGAUGUGCAUGGUUAUCAAAAAAUAUUAGCUGGAUUGCUGUACUUAUUGAUGUGCAUGGCUAUCAUAAAAUAUUAGCAGGAUUGAUGUACUUAUUGAUGUGCAUGGCUAUCAUAAAAUAUUAGCUGGAUUGAUGUACUUAUUGAUGUGCCUGGCUAUCAUAAAAUAUUAGCUGGAUUGAUGUACUUAUUGAUGUGACUGGCUAUCAUAAAAUAUUAGCUGGAUUGAUGUACUUAUUGAUGUGCAUGGCUAUCAUAAAAUAUUAGCUGGAUUGCUGUUCUUAUUGAUGUGCCUGGCUAUCAUAAAAUAUUAGAUGGAUUGAUGUACUUAUUGAUGUGCAUGGCUAUCAUAAAAUAUUAGCUUGAUUGAUGUGCUUACUUAUGUGCAUGGCUAUCAUAAAAUAUUAGCUGGAUUGCUGUACUUAUUGAUAUGCAUGGCUAUCAUAAAAUAUUAUCUGGAUUGCUUUACUUAUUAAUGUGCAUGGCUAUCAUAAAAUAUUAGCUGGAUUGCUGUACUUAUUGAUGUGCAUAGCUAUUAAAAUAUUAGCUUAAUUGAUGUACUUACUUGUGUGCAUGGCCAUCAUAAUCUGAACUCAAAUAUUUGAUCUUCUGAACUUAAUCAUCAUUUAGAUAGAACUGACCGUGAUGUCUUCGCUGCAUUUCUUUCAGGUAUGCAGGAUUUAUCUCUGGCAUGUCAAUGUCCAUAGCGUCGGUUGUGGCCAUACCUGCCCCCCUGAUCGUUGCUGCAUUAACACCGACGGUAAAUAAUCAACGUGUUUGUAUACACUUUUUUGUUUGUUUGUGGAUCGAAUCUUUCGAUCACUUUAAAUUUUUUGAUUUAUAAAUCUUUUACGUUUACUUCGACCUUGUUUGUUUAGGGCAAAAAAAUCUUCGGACCGAAUUCCAGUCAACCUAUCAAGCUGAAACUUGGCACAUAGACACGUCGACAAUGACAACACAUUUGUCAAUUUUUGAGCCCCACGUUCCCAACCCCCACCCCCCCCCCCCAAAAAAAAAAAAAAAAAAAAAAAAUCAGUUUUCUACAUUUUUUGUCAAGGGGAGAUGAAAAAUAAAAUGAUGCCACUAAUUUCACGAAAUAAUAUUCCUGAUAACUGCGAAAAUGAGAUUCUUAAACAAAAAAAAUAAUUGUAUACGUAAUAUUUUCUUUUGUUAUUCUGAAGUAGUUGUUGAAAUAAAUCUGCGGUGUAAAAGCUGGUUGGGGGGGGGGGGGCAAUAAUGAAAAAAAAAAAAGGGGGGAGAUAAACAAAAAAAAUAAUUUUAUACGGAAUAUUUUCUUUUGUUAUUCUGAAGUAGUUGUUGAAAUAAAACUGCGGGGUAAAAGCUGGUUGGGGGGGGGGGGGUCAAUAAUGAAAACAAAAUAAGUGGGGAGAUGAACGGUUGACGCUUUAGCUCUACUUUGAAGUAAAAUUAGGUCAACACGCGCGCAACAACAAUCACAUUUAAUUUGUUAAAAUUUCAACUUUUUAAAAUUCAUCCAUAGUUGAUAUAUUUAUGUCUUCUACAUCAGAAUUCGCAGAGCGAGUGGACAACGGUUUGGCUCAUCAUGUCGGCAGCGACCCUGGUCGGAGCCGUCAUAUUUCUCGUGUUCGGCCAGGCUUCCCUCCUGCCUUGGGCGGACAACACGAGCAUCCCGACACCUCACGUGAUCACCCCUUUCGUCCAGUUGGGUCGACGCAUGACCCUGUUUGUGGAAGCGCCACCCCUGACACUGGGUGGCACUGGCGGUGACCACACGUUUGCCCCCGCCAUUAUCCCGCACUUGUCCGGUUUCCGGUCACCGGCUGUUUUCCUGGGUCCGACUAAGCGGACACGUUCAGACAUGGAGCUGGCCUCCGAAAGUAAUGGAGAUUUCCAUGUACAAGGAGAAGAUAACCCCGAAUUUCAGCCUGAUGGUUCUUUCGUAACUAAUGGAUUACCUCCCUCUAUAACCAAUAUUUCCGUAAAAUUUUCAGAUCGUGAAUUGAAUGGUGUGGACAUUGAUGGUAAAAAUUUGUCACAGUUUGAGAACCUUCCCGACUCAAUAAACGGGAUCCACAUAAACGAUAUUCAAUUAAAGGUAGCGGAGGAAACAUACGAUACACGCUUGUAAUUGGUGGGUUUUUUGGUGGUUUUUUUGUGAACAUUUUGUUACAUCAGAAGCACUUUAAAAAAAACACCAAAACAUAAUCAAUUGGAAGUGAACAAAAGAUACAGAAUAGCAUUCGAUUGGAUUUGUUCACAUGCUAUAUCACAGCAUUCAGUGACAUACGAUUCAGGAGCAUACACGAUCUUCAUAUGAAAGCAUCGAAUGAAAUACGAUUCAAACGCAUACAAGAGGCUCAAGAGAAAGCAUCGAAUGAAGUAAGAUUCAAUGCCUCAUUCAGGAUCCUCAUUACCCACCCCCCCAAAAAAAACAAAAAAACAACAACAAACAAACAACAACAUGACCUUGUAACACCAGUUAAGUUUCGCUUGGACCUGACCAAAGAUCUAUUCAUUGUUCUGGUUUAGUAAAGAUGACACAGGAAUGGGAUGCUGAACAUUGAGAGCACCCGUAGCGGCACGUGUACUUGAUGAGAGAGACCUGGUCAUGUACGAGACGCAAAAGAAAUUGAUUUCAAAAACCUAUUUUAAGAAAACAUGUAUUUUCUAAUAAAUAUAUAUAUUUUUUUUUUACAGUAAACACUAUUUAAAGAAGUUUCUGAUUCUGUGAAUUUUUGCAAAAGAAAGAGAAAAAAUAAUUUAAUUUAAAAAAAAAGAAAAAAAAAAGGAUGUGUUCUUUUAAGAAUAAAGAACGGGGCUGUUCGAGGCCGUAUCACCUUUUACUUUUCGCGAUGUCACAACGCAGCGAAUCUGUUUACUAGCAUGCAUCUGCUUUGGCAGGGGUGGGGAAACUUUUCAUGCGGUGGGCCACAUUGACAAAUGUAAAGCUAUUGGGGGACUGUACCCAUAGUAUAUCCCAUUUUGACACAUCGAUAAACAUUUCUCUAUCUUAAAAUCGGUAAAUUCUCAUUUUAGAAAUUGCAUGAAAAACUUCUAGGACUGUUAAAAAAAAAAAAAAAAAUUAGAAAGAAAUUUGAUCAAAAUUGUUCAA
This is a messenger RNA of Lymnaea stagnalis (great pond snail), 13819 nucleotides long. NCBI's taxonomy places the organism in Eukaryota, Metazoa, Mollusca, Gastropoda, Lymnaeidae. The record is from the annotation of a GenBank genome assembly.